CACACAUCUGUCGAGUUGGGCGAUGACAGCAGUUUUUGUCAAAUUCUCAAUUUUAGUUUCAACGAAUCUAACAAAAACUUAUAAAAAUACCUUCAUUUACGUAAAAUUUAGUUUAAAACCAUACAUACAUUGCGUACUUUAUAAAUAACAAAAACCAAAUACGUCAAUUUAGUGUGUGUCAGUAAAGUGGGUGGUUUCCGUUCGUAAUUAUUGGAAUGUUAUUUGUGUCAUGCCCGCAAAAUCGACAAGUUUCGCAGAUGAUAUUAACUGGAUGAAAAAUGAAGGGUGUUGGUAGUUUACCAGCUGAUAGGGAGGGAAUGAUCAAUAAACCUAUCGUUACAUGCGCGGGAGAUUGGAAUUUGUUCUGUACGUUAGAAGCGCCGCUCGUUGCUGCUAUCCCUCAGGACUCUUGUGAGUGGAGAAGAUCAUACGGUCGUGCAACAAAGUCUGUUUACUUGGAAGCUUCAUUCAUAAAAUACAAUAAAGAAAAACUUCAAUCAGAAUUGAAUUUGUUAAAACGCCCAAUACUUCAAGUUUAUUGGACUGAUUGUGUGGACAUUGAGUAUUAUAAGACAACACUGCGAGAAGAAAUAGAAACAUGGUUGAAACAAUUAGAAAAAGCAAAUGUAACAGAUUGGAUGAUUGUCCAAGUAGAAACUUAUGAUAUAAGGAAAGCAAACAAACUUUUACCGAGAACAACAGUUUUGGAUAAAAUAAAAGGAGAUUUUGCAGUAAAGCAGAAUGAAGAUAGAUUUAUAUCAGUAAUAAAUCCUAUAAAAUCAGAGGCUAGAAGUGCUGAAUCAUGGAGAGCUUUGGUGGCAAAGAUGAGACACUUUAUUCUUGUUGCUUAUAAUAAGGCAUUGAUUAAAUUUGAAGAGUAUAUGAGAGAGCAGAGAGAAAAACGGAAUGAUUCAGAUUGGGAUUUUUGUAAAUAUUUCAUUUUACAGGAACAACUAGCAUUUGUGCUAGAAAUGUUAGGAUUAUAUGAUGAAGCACUGGUUCAGUAUGAUGAAUUAGAUGCUCUGUUUUCGCAAUUUGUACUCAACUCAAAUAUAGCAGAGAGUCCGAAAUGGCUCGACACAUUUAGACAGCCAGUAAGUUCGUGGCAAGCUGUGAGACUGACCACUCUCGUUCCUCAGCACUUGAGAGAACUGAUAAUUAAGAAGAGAGCUUCUUUGUUGGAUUUUAGAAGUUAUCUGUUUCAAAGACAAAGUGCCAUGUUAUUACUAACAUUUAAACCUUGGGAGAUAGCGUCCCGUUGUCUAGCCACCGUGCAUAAUUCGAUAGUUGAGUUAAGUUUGUUGGGUGCGCCCGCUGUGGAUGGUGCGAGCGCGUGCUGGGCACACUUAGCGUGCGCGGAGACGUUGCGGGCCUGCGAACGCUUGGCGGCCACUAAUAACGCACUGGAAAUGUGCACGGCAGCGCAAGCACCGCUCCUGCAUCAUGCCAAAGAUAAGUUGCACGAAUUGGGUAAGCUCUGUGGUCUACUCCCCGGUUCGCCGGAACCCACGUCAGAGCAACUCCAUCUAGUCGUGAUGCUGUCCGCGGGCAUGGGGGACAGCGAACCCAACUCGCAGCCGCCCACGCCGACGGACAGGCUCAAGGAGGCCCUGUGCAGCGCUCCCUCGUUCCAGCAGUACUAUCUGGAGCUGGCCGAGCUGGCGAUGGGAACUUACAAGCACAUAGGGAGGUUAAGAUUCGCUCGGCUUAUCGGUAGGGAGCUGGCAUCGUUCUACUCCGAGUUGGGCGAGACCAGCAAGGCGGUGGUGUUCCUGAUGGACGCGUUGAGGUCGUACGAGGAACAAGGCUGGAAGGAGCUGGCGGCACAAACGAGAUUAGAAUUGGUUUCGGCGGCGAAGAAAAUGAAGGACAUGGAUAGAUACGCGAAGCUCUCUGCAACAAUAGCAUGCACACAAGAAUUAGAAAUACUAGUCAGGAAUUUUUACUUCGAGGAAAUGAUGAGGACCAUACGUGAGGAUCUGGCGAACAAAACCGACACGGUGCUGGCCGAAUUGAACGAGUGCUUCAAGGUCAAGUCUGUCUCGUUACUGCCACCCGAAAGGGGUCUUUACAUCACCGAGAAUAAGGUUCAAUGUCGUGUAGUCAUAGAAAGUUUUCUACCUAAAGAUAUAAAAUGUACGAAGGCAGCAAUAAGCAUAGAGUUAUUUAAAGACGACAAGGUAGCGGAGAAGAAGCCUCCCGUCAAACACAAGACUGAUUUAAGCGUUAACUGUAGUGUAGGAAUACAGACCGGCUCGCCGAAGAGGAACGUCGAUAAAAUUGAAGAUGCAAUAAAUAGUUUAGUUUGUAGCUUAAGACUCGAUGAUUUAAAACCCAACAAUCCUUUACUAAACCCGUUACAUAUAACUUCGCAAUUGCACUACAAAGAGGACAAGUCUUUACAAAAGGUGACCGUGGAAUGUCACAACCCUAAAAUGCCGCUGCGUCGUUCUGACAGUAGCAAAUAUCGGAAGCCGUCGGCGACGAUCAGAAACAACUACCAGAAUUGCUUUUCCAGUGAGGAUAUAUUACUGAAACCUGGCUCCAACGACCUGAUACUGGAUUUUACAGCGACAGAAAAGGGCGCGUUUAAAUUAGGUCAAAUAUCGAUAACAGUGGAGGGGAAAUUGGAGUUUUUAUCGAACGCUUUGAUUGGCGGUAAAGUCGGAUUCGAAGUGGUAACUCAGGGGGUCAACGUUUAUUUAAACAAAGUCGAACCUAAGAAGGAUCUGGUCGCUGGCUUGGAGCACGCAAUGGAGCUAGUUGUGACUUGUGGGAGUACCAGGAUUGAAGAGGACUCGAAGAUAUCAUUGAAGACGACAUCUGGGUUGCUGAUUCGGCUGUCGGAUGAGUUCUCUAUAAUGUCUCGCGAGGUGUCGGUGCGGGUCGCGUGCGAACCCUUCGACACGGCUACGAUACCGUUGACCCUGUUCGCCAGCCUUCAGCCCAGGAGGGAGAGGAGCGUCGAGCACGUCGUUUGGAUAACGUGCCCCUGGUUGGAGUCGGCAAUGGAAGUUCCUCUACACUUCUCCCCGCCCAUGAUCGCGUCGUGGCGCCUCCUCACUUCCAACACCCGGAAGUUCGUGCACGUGACUCUGAAGUCGACGGUCGCGCACUACGUCCAGUUCGCGCUCACCGAUGCCGGCCUGCAGUGCGACGGUAACAACACCGUGUCGGAUUUGAACCCGAAGAAGAGCGAUCAUAUGAUGGUAGCGUCAGACGGCACGACGGCCUCCUUCAUGUGGGAGCUGCUGAAGGAUCCCCUCGUGAAGGCGGGACCGAUGAAGUCGAUAUUCUCCGUGCAGUACCAGGCGACGGGCGGCGAGGAGCCGGCGCGGCCCUUCGUCUGCCCCUUCGACAUCCAGGACUACACGACGCUGUUCGUCAUCAGGACCAGGCUGGAGCCCUGCAAGGGGUCGGACUUCUGCAGAGCGUCGCAGAUGUGCUGCUUGCAGCUCAACGUGCAACGGGUUAACGAAACUGAGCACACGUCACUGAUGUACGAAGUCCUAGCAGAUCAGACGAUGUGGGCAGUACUGGGCCGAACUGCGGGUGUGAUAACGACGGAGUCUGCGAGCGCGGACCCGCAGUGCGUGGCGCUGGACGUGAUGCCGCUGGUGGCCGGCUACUUGCCGCUGCCCACCGUCCGCCUCUCCAAGUACAUCGCAGCCAACGCCAAGGAUAGCUCAUCCCACCCGCGUCUGGAGCCCUUCAGUCCGGGGCAAAUAUACCACGCGGGGAAGGCGAAACAAGUGCACGUCCUGCCCCCCAUGCCGAAAGAACAUUUGGAACCAACCGCUAAUUAAAUACUUUAGUAAUGAUCUGCUGAUGACCGCCUGCGACGCUUCAGAUGACGCAGGAAAAACUCGUAUACAACUAUAGGAAUCUAUAUUGAUUUUAAAGACGUGUAAGACUUACUCAAUUUUGUUACUUUUGUUACUUUUAUAAAAAUGUAUAUAUAUAAUGUCAACAGUGUUGCCAUAAUAAUUGACAAUUUGUCUUGUUGAAAUUUUAAGAAAAAUCAAAAAGUGAUUUUUUAUUAUGAAAGUUUUUUCAUAUCCUAAGCUUUUGGAUUUAGGAUAUAUUUAUGUCAGUGCGGGCAAUUGUUUUUUUUUUUAUUUUCUUUCUUUCAUUAUUCGUUAAACAAUGUUUGAGGUUCAUAAAAUGAAAGACGUAUAUUGAAACCGGGACAUGAAUGUGUAUAAUUUGUAAAAAAAAAUCCCUUAUAUAAAUUUACAUCUAUACUGAUAUUAUAAAUACGAAUUUAAUUUAUGUUUGGUUUUCACGUCCCUAACCGCUUUGCGAGUAGUCUGAGGUCUCGUAAAUAAUUAUAGGCUACCUUUCGUCCCGCUGCCAAGCAUUGGUUUUCGAGCACGCGUUGCCAAAUAGGCGGGGAAAUCCCCGGGGAGAAAGCUAGUCUCGUUAUGAUAAGAAAUAUAAAAACUUUCAAGACGUAUUAUCUUUAAUCUUGACAAAUCAGAGUCGUUAUAAAUCGAAUUAACUAGCUUUUACAAAUGCUUUCAAUCCCGUGAAUGUAGAAAAUAAAAUUUUGUCUGUGUAAUUACUUAAGACGCAAUAAACACACUAACUUUGCUUUUAUAAUAUCAGUAAGUACUUUCUGCUCUCAUGAGACUAUAAAAAAAUAAAUAUGAUUGUGAAUUAAUUCGUCCAAAACGGUUCAAAAAAAAUAUAUAUUAAAAUUCUCGAGUAAAAUUGUUGUUGAAAGAAAAAUGCUCAUUAAAAUAUUGUAUUACAUAGUUACAUAGUUAGUGCUGGGGAUAUGAAUGGAACUUCUAUUAGUACGUUAAUGAUUAGCCUCUCCAUACUAGCAGGGUCUCUGUUAUGUCACCGGAUUAUUGCAAGUGAUUAAGACAAGUGUAUAUAUAUCGAUGCUUGAAAGGCAAACGUGACUAAGCGACAAUAACUGCUUUGUACAUAAAUGAGAGGCAAUAACCAUAUUCGAUGCGAAAAAAAUAUAUAUUUCUCGAUCUAUUAAAAUAAUUUCAAUCCUACAGCUAGAUUCGUUAAAAUAGAAUAUUUUUCAGGUAUUUCUCAUGUAUAUUUUUUAUUAAUUUCAACUUUAAAUUAGUCUACUGUAAAGUUCACGCAUUGUCGCUUAGUCACGUUUGCCUUUCAAGCGUCGAUAUAUAUUUAUUUAUUUUUUAUUGCCCUUGUUGGCAGACGAGCACGCGGUCCACCUAUUGGUGAGUGGUUACCGUCACCCAUGGACUUCAGCAAUGCCAAGGGCCGAGUCAAGCCGCUGCCUACCGUUAAGUACUCUCCACAAGCCUCGUUUAUUCUAAAUAACUAAAUGAUUUUAUAUAAAAGUUAAAAGAUACCAUACCGUUUUUAUUUAAAAAAAAUGACAUCAAUGUCGUUGCAUACAUUUUAUAAUUUAUGACGUUUGCCUCUAAUAAUUUCCUUGUCAUAAAUCCCUUCCCAUUUACAAGCGCGAUAUUCAAUUAAUAUAUCCUAGUCACUGCCAUAAUUAAGACGAAUCCAUUAUAAAACGCCAUUAAUACCUAUGGACAUACCAAAGAAACAGGCAGACACUGACUUUCUAAAAAUGUGCAGAUUUAAAUUGCCUUUUGUCUAUUGAUUUAAAAAAAAAAGAACUCAUGACUUUGGUAAUAAAUUUAUUUUGUAUCCUGGCAAUAAUCUUUGUAAAGACUAAAAAUACGUUACAUGAAAAAAGCAUAGGACCACAGUACUUGUGAUAGAAAAAUAAUUAUGCUUUUUAAUAAAAUUUUAUGUAAAUACUCUGCAUACUUAGUGUUUAAGCGUUUUUUCUAAACUGCUUUACUGAUAUGUAUACAAAAUAAACUACACAUAUGUAUUAUAUCGCACAUACUGUGUUAUAAAGUCACUUAGGCAAUUUUUGUUAACUCUGAACUGAGUAUGAGAAAAUACAUUUUUUAAUAGUUAUUAGUGAGAUGAGAGAGAUGUUUGCUUUUACUGAUGAAGUUUGUAGUUUAAAUAUUAUCAUAUUUUAUUUCUAUAGCCUAGUAGAACUAUAUAAGAAUUAUAUAGUAAGUUGUUGAUUUUUCCAACAUUUCUCCUGAAAAAUUACGUAAUUUGCAUAAGUGACGUUAUCGCACCGUAUGUGCGAUAUAUUUAAUCGUAAAUAAUAUAGAAUGUAUCAAAAUUAAUUUUUAGAACGUUGUAAAAUGUUUACAUGGUACGUGUUAAGUGUUGUGUUAAUUUUCUUUUCAAUGUUCCAAUAUCUACAACUCAUAUCGAGAGGUUUAAUAUUACGGUUUUACAUAACAAUAAAACCGAUAUUAUGUGCCGAGAAGGAAAACAUAGAGCAUUGCAGGAAGUUCUUCCUGAUGAAGACUACGAAGAUAAAAGAUGGCUGCGCUUCCUUUAUACUUGCUGGCAGCACCUAGCGGCUAAAGAUGGAACUAAAUCGACUGUCUAUGGUUGGACAUAGACAAGGAAUUUAAGCUAAGUACACAUUGCUUCUUCAUAAUACAAUGCUGUAUGUUUUCCAAAGGCACAUCAAUAGCUUUUUGGUUUAAGCGUCAUUUCGUUUUAAUACGCGACAUUUAUCUUUGUAAUUUAAAUGUGCGCUUUAUUUGGUACUAGCGACCCGCCCUCGCUUCGCUUCGGAAACAUUAAAUUUUAUUAUUGAUAGCUGAGUCCCGCGAUGUUACCCGCGGUUAUUGUCGUACCGCGCGUGAAGCCGCGGGGCGAAGCUAGUCUAAAAAAAGUAGCCUAAGUUACUUCUUAUAUCAUCAGCUACCUAUCACUGAAAGUCCCGUCAAAAUCGGUCCAGCCGUUCCAGAGAUUAGCCGGAACAAACAGACAGACAGACAAAAAUUGUUAAAAAUGUUAUUUUGGUGUAUGUACCGUAUACAUAUUCAUAUGCAUGUAGUAAAAAGCGGUUAUUUCAAUAUUACAAACAGACACUCCAAUUUUAUUUAUAUGUAUCGAUUACCAUCAACAGUUAGCUAUUUUUAAUUGAACAUCAAUAAGUUUACUCCAUUGAAAUAGCUGAAGAAGGUCUAUUAGUUAUUAUAUUUUUUUUCAAAUAUUAAAUUAUAAAUGGCUCUUUGGUAAUGUUGCAAAAGUCUCGCUUAAACUAAAUAUCCUUUACCCCUCGAAAUGUAUUUGAAAAUUGUUAUUUGUAUUGUUUUAAAACGCAAUAAUUAGUUUAUGACUGGUAUUAUUAAUAUAGAUAACUUAUCUUUGUGGAUCUGGGUUCGGCGACGACAGAGGAAGAGAAAUAAGUUUGUUAUUCGUCAAUGUAACGCUUUAUACGCUGUGUAGUCUUAAGUCUUUACUGGCGGUAGGACCUCUUGUGAGUCCGCACGGGUAGGUACCACCACCCUGCCUAUUUCUACCUAUGCCUACGCCUACAGCCUAUGCCUACAGAUACAGACAAACAAGAUUUGUCUUAUACGAGUAAGUAAUUUACCUUUUUUUAUUUGGUUUUUUAAUCUAAAUUUAAAAGAAUGUUCGUCACCCAUUACAAUGUAUGUUACAUUACCUACCAUUCCAUAUACCAAUUAUUUUUUUAUUAAUACAUAAUAUUUUUGUUUUAAGUUGAAGCAUUGAAUCAUAAACAAUUUAUUGUUUUUCAAUUCUGUAGAAAACCACAAUUUUUUAAAUUUUAAUAAUUUAAAAUUUCUCUUUUUUUACUCUGACAAUAUUAUGAUAAUAACAUGAGUAUAAGGUUGAUUCUUGGCAAUAUUGACUCGUGUAAAUUCUAACAGUAACAGAUUGCAACAAAGGUCUCUUGCGAAUGCUGUGAGCCUCUGCCAGCUUAACAAAUGUCAAAUUACUAAAACAUCAAAUAUUUGGGCUUGAAAAUGCAAUUACAUGGUACUAGUUGUUUUUGUCUUUUCUCUCCGUUUAGGGUGGAAAGGUAAAAUUUCAUCUUGAACUUUUCACCUCGAUCAUCCGCUAUAUUUGUUGGAGUUUACUGUUAAAAGGAUCUGUGUGCUUAGUGCGAGUUUUUUAACGUUCUCGAUAGCGUAAAAGUUAACUCAAAUUUGUAUGGAGUUGGAACAGCGCCCCUAGCGGCAAACGUAGGCAAACGUUCCAACUCCAUACAAUUUCAAUUAACUUUUACGCUAUCGAGAACGUUAAAAAACUCGCACUAAGCACACUGUUCGUUUGGAACUUUCAGUCCAACAACCAAUUUGUCGGGCGGUAAAAUUAAGCGUUGACAAGAAAGCGUAUUUUUCAUUAAAAUAGAAUAGCUGACUUUUCCAUAACGUUUACAUCAUGUACCUACUACAUAUUGAGUUAAUAGAACAUUUGGCAUAAUAGGCACUGAUUUAACUCAUUACCUGAUUAAUUAAACUAUUCUUUAAAUAUUAGUUUAGAAUUGUUAAUUUUAAUUUUAAUUUAACUCAUAAAAUUAUGUUAGCGCCAAAAUAUUUGAAAAUUUAAAUAACUUUUUGUGACGCAGUACACGUACAUGACAGUAGAUGACUUACUACGUUAUUUCAAAAUUGUAAGGCAAACGCGUUUAUAGACAUCUGUCUAUAUGGCAUUAUACUCGAUGGCUUUGGCAUUUAAAGAGUAAACUCUAAUGGUGCGUCAUACCUGAUCGAUAACUUUUUUCAACGACAACGAUUUUGAUUCCAUACCUAGUCCUUAUCUUGUCGGUGUUAUAGUUAAUGGGUUAUUUUUAUAUGUCGGUGCUAAGUUCGCCCUAUGUAGUCAAUAAGAAAUAACAAUGAUAAUUACACAUUCUUUUGUUUGUUUUGUUAGCUCGUAUCAAAAAGAAAUAACGAUUUAAUCUUUUUAAUUUUUUUUACCUUUCAGUUAUUAUGGUAAAUAUCUGUCCCAGUUUUGGUAGAAAUUUUCUUUUAUUAUCUAUGGAAAAUUAUUAUUAUCUGUGGGAUUGCUGUUUUCCGAUUUAGUUCCAUAGCAUAGAAGAUAGGACCGCCUCUGCCCUCCAUAUUCCUUAAAGCAGCUUGAUUUUAAAAGCAUUGAUUUUAGUUAGAACACAGAUGCCAAAAUAUUUUAGUGACCUUAUAGGUACUACAUCCAGUGCUCUCAUACGAAUCGCGGGCCUGUGACGUGGUUUAGUUGUGAGUUUUAUGCGUACCAGCAUAUUCAUAAACAACUUUCAAGCAAAGCAUAUACAACCUUCUUUUUCAGUUAAUUUGUAAAUUUACUACAUAAAAUAGCAAUACGAAUUUUUUAUUUACUACAUUUAUUAAGAUUUUUUUUUUUUCAAUAUGUUUAAGUAGACAUUUAAAUUUAAGUUUUAAGUAUAUUUUCUUUGAAGCAUGUAUAGAUAUUAUAUGCGUUAAUAAUAUAUUUAAAUAUGAUGUAACAAACAAUGUUAUUGUAAAUAAAACACAUUUAUUGUAUAAACGCAGGAAAAGUAUUUAUGUUUCAUACUGUGUAUAACUAGCUAUACUGGGUGUAAUUAAAUGUUUCAUUGUUGGAAA
Messenger RNA from Bombyx mori (domestic silkworm), 9413 nucleotides. RefSeq names its product trafficking protein particle complex subunit 10 (gene SIDL). NCBI's taxonomy places the organism in Eukaryota, Metazoa, Arthropoda, Insecta, Lepidoptera, Bombycidae. Gene Ontology annotation, biological process: early endosome to Golgi transport; intra-Golgi vesicle-mediated transport. The record is from RefSeq and is a predicted model, not a curated record. The transcript has 16 exons. Bases 279 to 3806 code for a protein of 1175 amino acids. Gene Ontology annotation, cellular component: TRAPPII protein complex.